This is a messenger RNA of Pisolithus orientalis, 772 nucleotides long. RefSeq lists its product as uncharacterized. The record is from RefSeq and is a predicted model, not a curated record. Lineage: Eukaryota; Fungi; Basidiomycota; Agaricomycetes; Boletales; Pisolithaceae. The coding region runs from base 125 to 601 and encodes 158 amino acids. The transcript is spliced from 3 exons.
GUAAGGCUCCAAUCCCAGGUACUAGAUCCACCCGCGCGCUUCAACGGACACAUGGAUUGUCUGCUGCGAUGGUAUUCGAUACCCAGCAGUGGCCAGUUAGUUUAUGUAAGUGUAGGUCCGACCAAUGCCGGUGGCUCUCUUUCGGCAACUCUGUAGUUCAUGCUUAUGUAAAGAAAGUUCCGCCCACAGUCCUCGGUCGCACAUAUGCAUCGAGGUCCAGGAUAAAAUCCACUCUCGACCUGGUCCCCGGCUCGCGGCGACUCUUAACUAUGGAGAGGCGCGCUCGGAGUACCAAAAAGCAGAAACGAAGAUGUCUUCCACGGUCGAAUGGUACCGGAAGGAAGUGGCCACCUUCGAGACACGAGUGACUGGUCGCGUAACGCCUAGUUUGCUUGCUCCCGUAAGAGUGGAGGUUUAUGGGAAAGGUAACGACCCCGACAAAUUAGAGCAAAUUGCCACAGUUGGUAUCAAGGAUAUUCGACGAAAAUUAGAAUAUGAGAGUUGUCGAGCGGUAUGUAGUGCCAAAUUACCUGGAAUUGUUCCUUGGAGACCGGAGACCAGCACCGUUAGAAUUCCUAUACUCAAGCUCACAUUCAGGUAAGGCGCGUUCAUCGACCUAGCGUUAAGAAAGGCAAAUACAAGAAGCGCUCUACCGAGCUUGGUUCGUUUGAAAUUGCUGGGCCUACUGUGAUGACAGCGUGCUAGCUGGCCAUAGUUCCGAAGACUGGCUGAUAUGAACGUCGCCGAGGUAAACAAGAUCCUGGCAGAUAUG